Thunnus maccoyii (southern bluefin tuna) is the source of this 2566-nucleotide messenger RNA. It is a transcript of the gene trim105, whose product is annotated as tripartite motif containing 105. The transcript is spliced from 7 exons. Gene Ontology annotation, molecular function: metal ion binding; protein binding. NCBI's taxonomy places the organism in Eukaryota, Metazoa, Chordata, Actinopteri, Scombriformes, Scombridae. The coding region runs from base 172 to 1476 and encodes 434 amino acids. The record is from RefSeq and is a predicted model, not a curated record.
CACGGUACGUCGUGUUCCCUGUGUUCCUAACAGCAGCAGUAGCCGACGGAUCAGAGAACAGAUGGAGCAACUUUGAAGUGUUUGGCCAUACGUUUCCCUGAACAACAGACAACGCUUUUGCUUUCACUUCCUCAGUUUGGACAGACUUUGGAGAGGAAAGUACCGUUCACCAUGGCUGCUGCUGCUGCUGCUACACCCACCAAAGGCAGCCUCCGAGAGGACCUGACCUGUGCCAUUUGCUGCGAUCUCUUCCGGGAGCCUGUCAUGUUGGCCUGUAUGCACCAUUUUUGCAAACCCUGUAUCACCAGAUACUGGAGAGGAACACAGGGCCCUGUAACAUGCCCGCAGUGCCGCAAGGAGUUCAGCACCAAGCACUUUCAAACCAACUACCUUGUGACAGCCAUGGUGGAGAAGGUCAGGGCCACCACCUCUGACACUUACAUCAAGAAUCUAGAGAAACAACUGAAACAGGCUUUGGAGAGUCAUCGCCUGAGGAAGGACGACUUCAUCAAUAACAUUCGUAGAGACAAAGACAAGAUGGAUACCAUAAAGAGAGUCAGAGCAGAUCUGCAGGCUCGUGUCCAAGGGGAAUUCCGAGCACUUCAUCAGAUCCUGCACGACGAAGAGGCCUGUAUGCUGGAGCAGCUAAAGAGAGAGCAGGAAGCAGAGCUGGAGAAGGUGCAGCGCCACCUUGAAGCUACCGAGCAGGCUGUGAGGGACCUGGAGGAAAAUAUGACAGCGCUCCAGCAGGCUUGCACUGCCAAUGAGAACACGGUGCUGAUUGAGCUCCCACAGCUUAGGGCAUGGGUGCAGGUUGACAUGGCUGCGGAGUUUGAUAUAAACGCUUUCAGCAACAAAUACAUGGCUCCGUUACAGUACAUCUCAUGGAGAAAGAUGUUCAAGUCCUUGAAUCCAGGUCCUUCACCAUUAACAUUUGAUGUUGACACAGCGCACCCGAGUAUUUUAGUCUCCAGAGACAAAACCGCGGCGGUCGAAUGUGACAGCAUGAUAUCACACAAGGACUACAACAAGCGCUUCCUCCAGUGUGUCAACAUUCUGGCUGCCCAGGGCUUCCAGUCAGGCCGACACUACUGGGAGGUAGAAGUUGGCCCCAAGUCCAAGUGGGACAUUGGGGUGGCUUCCGAGUCUGUAGACAGACGCACUCGGAUCAAGCUGAGCCCCGAAAGCGGCUACUGGACACUGAGGCUGCGUAACGGAAACGAGUACUCAGCCGGCACCCAGCCCUGGACGAGACUGCGGCUCGCCUCUUCCCCUAAGAAGAUCGGGGUUUUCUUAGACUACGAAGAGAGGAGGGUGUCCUUCUUCAACGCUGAUGACAUGAGCCUGCUCUACUCUUUCACCAACGGGCCUAGAGGCAAGGCGUUCCCCUUCUUCAGCCCGUGCAUUACCGACAGCACUCAGAGAUCUCAGCCUAUCCAGCUCCUCCAUUACCCACCUGUCGCUCUGUCUGGCUAACAGGGGGUUGAUGCAGUCAAUACAAGCUUUUCAGUGUGUAAGCUGUCCAUUCACUUAUUGACCAAAGACUGUUAUCACUCAGCUAUUAGAGGAUGAAGUACUGCCCUCGUUUAAAUCGUGGUCCCAUAUUACAAGAGUUUAAAAUUCCAGGCUGUUCUCAUAAGACAUUUAAUCAAUUCCAUAUUUAAAUGAUUUUAUGUUGCCAGAUGCUGCUUUUCAAUCUUAAAUGAACAUUUAAAAGCCUUGGAAAGCUAUGAAAGGUGCCAUAUUCACCAUGUAAAAACAUCCAUUGUGCUGUAAACUCUCUGAAGAGGCUCAUUCAGUUUGCAUUUUGGCAAAAUGCGAUGGAACACUCAGUAGGAAAAGCAUAACAAUAUAAUACUCUGCUAUUUUGGAGCGUAUACAAUGAAGUUUAGUUAGUUUGGAGUGUAUAUAGUGAAGUUUAGUGAGUUUCAUUUCCAAGCGUACUGGAACACUGCUCAACCAAAUAUCUCGAACAGCUGUAGAUAGUUGAACUUUCAAAUGAUAAUCUGAAUAAUUAUAUCUCAUCAGUUCAGACUGUCAUUAGGCUCACUUAUAAAAUGGUUUUUUGAUCAUCGUUGUGUUUAAUCAGCAUGAAGGAGCCGCACACUUCAUUGUGAGAUUUUAUGUUUGAUUAAAUGGUUCUUCAUGUUUUAUACAUCGGUCUGAAAUGAAACUGUUUUUCCUUUUUUUUUAAUCAUUUUAGAUUACUUUAACUUCACAGUGCUGUAUGAAUUCUUUAGUUGUGUCUUCAGUCUGUAAUCAGUGUAUCAUCUAUCAAAGAUCUGUUGAUUUGUCAUCAUUUCUACAUUCAUCUUAUAAGUGGCUACAUUUGAACAUGUGGUACAUGCAUGUUGACUAUUAAUUUGUAUAACUCAAGGAAAUACUAAAAUGUAAUUCAAGUAAGGAUUCAAUUUCUGGAGUGUAUUCUACUUUGCAGACAUUGAAUUUUAUAAAAUUCCAUGUUAAAUCACUUCCUGAUUAAUGACUCAAUUAUUGUAAAACAUGCAGAUGCAAAUAGUAAACUGAAUCACUUUUGCUUAAAUAAACACCGUCUUUGAUUCUGCUC